Brassica napus (rape) is the source of this 1686-nucleotide messenger RNA. RefSeq names its product probable C-terminal domain small phosphatase. Gene Ontology annotation, molecular function: phosphoprotein phosphatase activity. The record is from RefSeq and is a predicted model, not a curated record. The coding region runs from base 225 to 1070 and encodes 281 amino acids. NCBI's taxonomy places the organism in Eukaryota, Viridiplantae, Streptophyta, Magnoliopsida, Brassicales, Brassicaceae. The transcript has a single exon.
ACUGUUAUUUUUGCUAAAAAUAGCUCAGAGCCUCUCUAAUCACAACCUUAACAAACUAAACAAUAACAGAUCAAGUGCCUUUCAGUUGUGGUAUGGAUUCAUGGAAGUUAGAACCCCAAGAGGGCUAUAUACAUAUCACCAUUUCUCCAUGUUUCCAUCUGAGCCAGCUGCUGGAAUAAAUAAACAGAACUCUGUAUUCUCCACACUGUUUUAAACUCUUGAUAAUGGCGUGCCAUGGAUUUCUAGGGACACCGACCCUGAAAUCAUCACAUGGACGUCAUAAUCAUGGAAGGAGAAACCGGCACCAACGUCAUCAGUCCACAUGUUCGGCUGCAGCUGUUGCAGCAGCUGGCUCCAUCUUCACAUCCCUCAACAAGUCUAUCUUCACAUUCCACAACCGUCUCUUGCGUUGCUUCUCUAGGGUUUUCCGUCCGACUAGCUCAACUCCUAGCCGUAAACAAGGCUACAAAAAGCUCAAGAAACACAAGCAUCAUCAUCAUCAUCAUCAGCCUCCAUUGGGAAAACAUAACGACAAGAAAAGAACCAUCGUUCUUGAUCUCGAUGAAACAUUGGUGCACUCAUCUAUGGAACCACCAGUCCGAGCCAACGUAGAUUUCAUGGUGAGGCUAAAGAUCCAAGGAGUGGUUAUACCCAUGUUUGUAGUGAAACGACCAGGAGUCACCGAGUUUCUUGACAGGAUCGGUAAGAACUACCGGGUGGCGGUUUUCACAGCCGGUUUGCCUGAAUAUGCUUCACAGGUUUUGGAUAAACUAGACACGAACCGUGUGAUCUCACAGCGGCUAUACAGAGAUUCAUGCACAGACAUGAAUGGGAGAUACGCCAAAGACUUGUCUCUGGUGGCUAAGACAGACCUCGGGAGUGUUUUGCUAGUUGAUGAUAACCCUUUCUCAUACUCGUUGCAGCCAGACAAUGGAGUUCACAUUAAGCCUUUUGUCGAUGACAUGGAAGAUCAAGAACUGAUGAAACUUGCAGAGUUCUUCGAUGGAUGUUAUCAGUAUGAAGAUUUAAGGGAUGCAGCAUCAGAACUUCUAUAUAAGAAAGUGACUUGAUCCACACUCUGUUUUCAAUUUUGUUUUUGCGUUGACAAAGGAUGAUUUCUUCCUUUUUCAACGUUGUUACCUAUAUAAUGUGUUACUGGAAAAUGUUUUAUAUAAACAAGAAAAAUCGGUAAUGAAAAAAAGAAGUUUUGGACUAGUACAUUAUUUGUUAAAUACACUUUGAAUCUUGUAUCAUGAUAUGGUCUUUUUUACAUGGAUUCUAAAUUCGUGAGUCUGUUGGCACUAGUAUUUUCAAACAAGUUUGCAUUUUUUUAUAUUUUUUGUUCUUUGUUCUUACAGUCCAGAAAAAUAUCUUAAUCUUCAAUAAAUAAAAUAUCUAAUGUUUAUCAGUUUGGUAAACCACGUUAAAAUCUCUAUAUCGUUUACAUAGCGCGUCAGACAUUGAGUACUAGAGAAUGGAAUACAUAGUCUAUAAGAAAGUAGUCUUGUUAGUGAAACAUCCAUUGGAUGCUUUUAAGUUCUUACUAGAAAUGCUCUUGGAUAACACUCCAUACAAAGUUUACUUUAUGAGCUUGAGAUAAUUCACAGAGCAAUCACCCUUUAAGCUAUGAGUUUGUCCAUGAUUGACCUAUCAAACUCCAUUUAACCAUAUGUCUCAUGAAAAUCU